Pistacia vera is the source of this 1776-nucleotide messenger RNA. RefSeq names its product cytochrome P450 71D10-like. The transcript has 2 exons. Gene Ontology annotation, molecular function: iron ion binding; oxidoreductase activity, acting on paired donors, with incorporation or reduction of molecular oxygen; monooxygenase activity. NCBI's taxonomy places the organism in Eukaryota, Viridiplantae, Streptophyta, Magnoliopsida, Sapindales, Anacardiaceae. The record is from RefSeq and is a predicted model, not a curated record. Bases 26 to 1528 code for a protein of 500 amino acids.
CCAUAUUCAACACUCUCUCUUUCACAUGGAGCUCGUCCUCCCCUCCUUCCCACUCCUUCUAAGCUUUCUUCUCUUUGUUUUCAUGGUGCUGAGAAUAAAGAAAAGAUCCAAAACCAACUAUGAAACUUCAAAUCUUCCCCCUGGGCCACCGAAAUUACCUCUUAUUGGAAACUUGCACCAGCUUAUUUCUGCCGGGUCUCUACCUCAUCAUGGACUGAGAGACUUGGCCAAGAAAUAUGGUCCACUUAUGCACCUACAGCUUGGAGAAAUUUCCGCUGUCGUUAUUUCUUCGCCAGAGUUCGCCGAACAAGUGUUGAAAACUCAUGACGCUAUAUUUGCAUCAAGGCCUUACACUGAAAUAACACGAAUCGUAUCUUAUGAUUUUAAUGAUAUAGCCUUUUCGCCCUAUGGUGAAUACUGGAGAAAACUAAGGAGCAUCUGUACGUUGGAGCUUUUAAGCGCGAAACAAGUCCAAAAUUUCCGAUCUUUAAGAGAAGAAGAGGUGUCUAGUCUUGUCAAUUGGAUUGCUUCAAAAGCAGGAUCAGUGAUUAACCUCACUGAUAAACUUUUCCAGUUAUCGUAUGCUAUCACUUCAAGGGCGACUGUUGGCAGAAAAUGCAAAGAUCAUGAAUUAUUAAUGUCUGUUAUGGAGGAAACUAUGAAGUUGCUGGGAGGUUUCGGUGUUGCCGAUCUGUUUCCUUCAAUUAAAUUGCUCCAAUCUAUCAGUGGAAACGGGUCCAAAAUGGAGAGGCUGCAUCGAGAAACAGACAGAAUACUUGAAAACAUUAUCAAAGAACAUAAGAUCUCUGACCUGAGUGAAGUAAAUAAAGAUCUUCUUGAUCUUCUCUUGGAAUUUCAAGGACGUGGUGAUCUUCAAUUUCCCUUGACUAGAGAGAACAUCAAAGCCGUUAUCUUUGAUGUUUUUGCUGGUGGGGGUGAUACAGCUUCAACAGUAAUGGAGUGGACAAUGUCUGAAAUGAUAAAAAACCCGAGAUUGAUGAAAAGGGCGCAGGAUGAGGUGAGGGAAGUCUUCAAUAGAAGAGGGAAAGUUGAUGAAGCGGGCAUCGAAGAAAUGAAAUUCUUGAAGCCAGUAAUAAAAGAGACUCUGAGAUUGCAUCCUGCCGGUCCUUUGUUACUUCCAAGAGAAAAUGGAGAGAGAGGUGAAAUUAAUGGAUUCAACAUACCUGCCAAAACUAAAGUCAUCGUUAACGCCUGGGCGAUGUCUAGGGAUCCAAAAUAUUGGACGGAACCCGAGAGCUUCAAUCCAGAGAGAUUCCUUAAUAGUUCUAUUGACUUCAAGGGAAGUAAUUUUAAUUACCUCCCAUUUGGUGCUGGUAGGAGAACUUGCCCAGGAUCUUUUUACGGUCUGGCCAAUGUUGAGAUUGUGCUUGCGAUGUUGCUCUACCAUUUUGAUUGGAAACUUCCUAAUAGAAUGAAGAAUGAAGAUUUAGACAUGACCGAGGUAUUUGGUUUGUCACUUAGAAGAAAAAAUGAUCUGUGUUUGAUUCCCAUUCCUUAUCAUCCAUAGCCAUAAAUAUAAGCAAUAAAUGGCUGUGUUAAUGAUAAUCUAUUCGACCAACCCAAAAAGACUACGGCCUGCGUGUGUGUGUUUCUAUUUUUUUUUUUUUUUUUUUGGUAAUAUGAAGUCUGAAUAUGAUUUGAUAUAAAUUCAUGUUUCGGACAUUUUAAAUAUCUGUAUUUUGACUAGAUUGUGUGGUUUUUUUAAAUAAAUUUAUAGCCAUUGUAAAAGCUAUAUAUAUAAUGAAUAAAAUCUUG